GAAUAGGACGUGGCUGGCUGGUUUAAAAAAAAAAUAAAUGAAAACGUUCAGUGAGCUGAGCAGAGCUGGGCGGAUCAGAGCUCUGCUCGAGUAGAGGCAUCUGUCAGUGAAACUGUUUUCUCUGCGGUAUUAUGCAGAGACAGCCCGCUGCUUUAACGUAUCAGGCAGCUGUUAGCAGAUAGGCAGCAACCACACUCAUGUCCAGGAUCUGGGUGUGAACGACUCGGGUCACAAUGUCUCUCAUCCUAAUAUCUUUUCUUCUAAUUUUCCUGCUCGGGGUUGUGUUCUGCUUCCUGUUCAAAUGGCUGAUCUGCACCCUGGCAGUCCGGGUCCUCCAGGCUACACUGAACGCUGAGCUCAAGAUCAAAUCAGUAGGGCUGUUUUCUGUCCAAGGAGUCAGUAUCCAGUUUCACCCCCAGCACACUCUGGAAGUUGACAGAAUAUGGAUUUCAAGUAGACUUCUGAACCAGGAUUUACCGCGAUACCUGGCGUUAUGUUUUGGUGACAUCCGAGUUAGGUUUGACCUUCAAGUACCGCUGGGCCCGCUGGUGAAGACUGGUCAUGGGAAAAAGCCAAAAAUGGGUCCAGUCAACCCCAAAAAACUUCGCUUUCUGUCACAGCUCGUGUCAUUCCACAUCAGCUCAGUUAAUGUGAUGGUGUUAAACCUGGCUCUGUCAGAAUCUCUGUGGCACAUGACGGUCACAGGUAUCACCUUGUUGCUCAGCCAUCAAAGUAAAACGUUGGCGUGGAACUUCUCAGUGGGGCAGCUCAGUAGUAAAGUACUCAAAAGCAGCCAGUUGGAUAUAUGUUUGGCUGAGCUGGCCCUUAGCCUGCUGCUGUCGGGGGAUGUGACCCUACCAGAGAUGAGACCAGGCUGUCUGUCCCUGAAUGUGAGGACGCUCAUAGCAGAGCUGCACGAGGGCUUGUUCCUCAGCCAAUUCCUGCUGCCACAUAAGUCUCAGAAAAACCAAGAUCACGCUGUACCUGAGUGCGACAAUACUAAUUUCAUCCAGACAGAGACUGUUGAACGGUUUCAUCAGCUGCUUCCCCACAAAGUCAAUGUGGAGUUUGAUAACACAAAUGUAACCCUAUCCAUGCACAGCCAGAAACGACACCUGAACUGGACACUGAAGUCUUUGAUGAUGUGUUAUGGACGUGAUGACGAGCAGCAUCCCCUAAGAAGCUUCACUCCUGAGCUGAGCUUUCCUCAGAGCAGUCUGGAGCUCCUUCUUGAGGAUGGACUUCUCCUUUCUCAGAGCAGGCAGAGAAUCCUUUGCUUGAACACGCUGAAGACGGUCCUGCAGAUUACAUCCAUUGACAUCUCAGGAUCAUUCAUAGUCAACACCUGCAUCAUUCACUAUCGUCACCAAGAGUUCUCCCAUUGGUUGAAUCUGUUUCCAUGGCAACUGCUAGUCCACAGGAAGGAAGCCCACAGAAAGAGUCCAUUAGUUUGUUUUCCCGCCCUCCUCUUCCUCAGGCGUAUCCCUCACUUGGAUGCUCCCGUGAUGAUCUCCUCCUCCGUGUCCAACGUCAACGUAUCCGUGCAGCUGGGAGACACCACACCUUUUGCCCUCGGCUUCAUCUCUGCUAACGCAGAGCUGCAGCAUCUUCUCGAUUUCAAAGUUGACAAAGACAGCUCUGAGUCCCAGAACCUGCACCAGCGGGCCUUGUUGUCCCUGGACAACUUCUGGUGGAGAGUGGGUCAAGGCUCUCACAUCCAGCAGGCGCCUCACCCUCCCGGUAAACAUGUAUGGGGCGAAGCGCUAAUUCUUGACACCUUAAGUCUUCAGGGGAGUUUAAACAGACCACGGUCAGAGUUGAGCAGCCACCCUCCGACCCUGAACAUGGAGUCCAGCCUGAAAGGUCUUCAGGUGGAGCUGUCAGAGACCUGUGCGCUGUGCCUCUCCCGCCUUCUGUCCCUCCUACAUGUCCCCGGUGACCCUGAGCAACACCUGCCAGAUGUAACUCCUGAGUCUCCCUCUGCUGACAGAUCAGCCAAGUCAAACCACUCCUCCUCACAGCCGAACUUACUUUUUAAACUGGAUUGUUGUCUGGACGAUGUGAAUGUGUUCACAGUCUCUAAUGUGGCGGGAGGUGUGUCUCUGCGUAUGGACACUGUGAGCGUCCUGAGCUCUGCAGAAAGCUCCAGAUUGUCUCUGCAGGGGACGAGCUUGUCUCUGGUGAAACCUCUUACUGAGAACAUGGAAACAUGCUGCCCCACCUCUCAAACCGUCAACCCUGUACUCAGACUUACCACAAUAACUAUCUGGUACCAUGUCACCACACCCAGCUUACAGGUUCAGUGCGAAGAGGAGCUCGCUGUAAACUGGACUCCACAAGACCACAUGGUUUUAUUUCAACACAUGACCGAAGCUCAGGCUUGCUGGUGUAUGCUCCGUGGAGAGAAGGAAAAGGACGGUGAAGGUCUGCUGGGUCAGAGCAGAGGCUUGUCUGUACGUGUUGAAAUGGGGUCAACUUGUUUAACUGCCCACGUCAGUGAGAGGAAUUAUAUCCUGCUGCAUACCGAUGCUUUCUCCCUUUCAAAACAUGCUGGUUCCAUACACAUACAUUCCCCUCUGCUGAUCUUCAACUUUGACGGCAACGACAUAGUCUCUUUUAAAAAGUUGGAUGUGGAGACUCAUGAUGAGCUCACUGAGAUGCAGCUGCACAGAGACACGUUUCCUUUCCUAACCACUUCUCACAACCGAGUCUGGGUACUCACCUGUCCAUCUUUAUCUGUCGAGUUCCCCUACCAGUACAAUUUCUCCAACACUUUUGACAUGGCUAUCAGUGUGCAGAAAUGGUUAAAGACUCUCCAUCUCCCACACAGUCGGACCUCCACCUCAGAGCAACACCUGCCUCCUGACCUUGUGUUCAAAAUCAGCCAGUUCUCAUUUGUCUUCCUGGACGACAUCUUUGAAAUCAAGCUGAGAGACAACUAUGAGCUGAUGAAGGAUGAGAGUAAAGAAAGCGCAAAGCGUCUGCAGCUUCUGGAUAAGAAAGUAGCAGAACUUAGAAAGCAGCACGGAGAACUUUUGCCUGCCAGAAAAAUAGAAGAGCUGUACAGCUCAUUAGAGAAAAAGCACAUAGAGAUUUACAUUCAGCGCUCACGGCUACUCUAUGCAAACACACCAAUGAGGAAGUCUCUGCUGACGUGGACUGUGUCAGACCUGGAGCUUGUCCUCCUUUCUGAUCAGUCCUUUCAUGGUCCAGAGAAGGUGAGAGAGCAGGUGAGAGACAUCGACAGGAUCAGCCCCUUCCCCAGAGAUGGACUCCCUCUGGUGGUUCAGUGGUGUCGUGCUAUCAAGUUUAAGCUAGAAACUUUUUUUGUGCGAAUUCGAGACUACCCUCGCUACCUGUUUGAGAUCCGGCAGUGGGAGCUGUCGGGGCGUCUGGUUGGGACAGAGCAGGAUGGACAGACAAGGGCUCAUCGCAAGCAGACUGUCCCACUAGGAGCUCCAUGGGGAGAUGUGACGGUCCACAGAAACAUGCCUCCACUUAAGUUCUACUAUGAUUUCCAAUCCAACAUCUUUCAGUAUACCAUUGUGUGGGGGCCUUGUUGGGACCCUGCCUGGACACUGAUAGGGCAGUCAGUAGACCUGCUGACCAAACCCACAGCAGAUCCGUCUCCGCCUUUAGCUUGGUGGGAUAAAAGCCGUCUGCUCCUGCACGGACGCUGGGUCAUGAACAUCGAGCAUGCCAACCUGCAUCAGCUGGCUACAGAGGAUCCUUAUAACACAACUGAAAACUUGCAUUGGGAAUGGACCACGCUGAACUUUGACUGGAAUCCUGGCCAAUUUGUGUUUAAAGGAAAUUUGGAUGUAAACGUCAGGACAGCAUCAAAGUAUGAUGAUAUCCGUUUCCUGCACUUGCCCAACCUGUGUAUGACCCUUGACCUUCAGUGGCUUUGCCAUGGCAACCCCCACGACCACCAUGCUGUCAUGGUUUGCAGUGUGGAGAACAUUGCAGAUGUGACCUCAGGACAAUCUCAUGACUCCUACAGAGCUUUUCGCUCUGAAAACCUCAACCUCUCCAUUACAAUGGACCUCAGUCAGAACUCUUCUCAGGAACUGCCCGAGCCACAAAUCUUGCUGUACAGCAGCACUCUGCGCUGGAUGCAGAACUUCUGGGCCACCUGGACGAGCGUCUCCCGACCGAUCUGCAGAGGCAAGCUCUUCCACAGCCUCAGGCCGGUUCGCAAAAAGCUUGGUCAGCACUACAAACAGAUGUCCUACACAGCUGCCUUCCCACAACUACAAGUGCAUUAUUGGGCUUCCUUUGCACAGCAGAGAGGAGUCCAAGUGAAGUGCAACAAAGGCCACGUCUUUACUCGGGGGACACAGAGACUUAUUCCACAGGCUGGCACUGUGAUGAGGAGGCUGAUCUCUGAAUGGAAUGUGACUCAGAUGGUCAGUGAGCUCUCUCAGGUCACAGUUCACCUGAUGGCCUCCACAUGGGACGAGACGGCUGACCACCAGAAUAACGCUCAGGUGAAGAAGACUCAUCUUCUUAGCCUGUCAUCGCUUAGCUACCAGCGACAGAGCAACCGCGUGGAGGAGGAAGUGAACCCAACAGAUGAAACAAAUGCGCCUUACACUCACAAACUGCGCCUCGUGGACCUCCGUGCUUCCUGGACAACCAUAAACAGAAACAUUGCCUUUGGGCUGUAUGAUGGUUAUAAAAAGGCGUCUGUGUUGAAGAGGAAUCUUUCCACUGAAGCUCUAAAGGGUCUGAAGAUUGACACACAUCUGCAGAUGAAGAAACUCAAACGCUCUCCCUCUAACUACUCUCCGACCACAGCUCUUGUGACUCCAGUUGUUGCCACUGUGAAUCGAGUAGAGAAAAGCCAAAUUGAAGGAACUUCAAUGUUGCAGAAACUGAUUGAGGAAACGGACAAGUUUGUGGUGUUUUCUGAGGAAGACUCUGGAGUAAGCGACCAGUUGUUCGGCAUUGCAGCCUGUCAGACUGAUGAUGUGUUCAACCGCAACUGGUUUAUAGAGUUGGUCAACUGUCAGAUGAUGCUGCGCGGCACAGAAACAGCAGGUUGUGUCCUAGUGUCUGCAGCCAAGGCUCAACUGCUGCAGUGUGAGCACCACCCGGCCUGGUACAGCGACACGCUGAAGCAGAAGACCACCUGGACGUGUCUGCUGGAUGGAAUGCAGUACUUUGCCACCAUGGAGCUCAAUCCUUCGGAAAAAGAGGACAGGCAGCUGUGGCUGGAGGUGAAAAACAUAGAGGAGCACAGGGAGCGUAACCUGGACUCAGUGCAGGAGCUGAUGGAGAGCGGCCAGGCGGUGGGAGGAAUGGUUAGCACAACUACAGACUGGAACCAGCCUGCACAGGUGAACGAGUCUCAGCAGGUUCAGCGUAUCAUCUCACGCUGCAGCUGCAGGAUGCACUACAUCAGUUAUAGUCAUGACAUCAACCCCGAGCUGGCCACGCAGAUCAAGCCUCCAGAGAUGAGGAACAACCACGAGAAAGAGGACCUCCUGAAAAAGCAGGCGGGUGCUGUGGAAACUUUCACUCUCAUUCACCAUGAUUUAGAGAUUUCCACGAACCCCGUUCAGUACGCUAUGAUUCUGGACAUCGUGAACAACUUACUGUUGCAUGUGGAGCCCAGGCGCAAGGAGCACAGUGAGAAAAAGCAGCGGGUUCGUUUCCAGCUGGAUAUUUCCAGUAACCCAGAAGAGCAGCGCAGCAGCAUCCUGCAUCUGCAGGAGGCAGUGAGGCAGCACCUCGCUCAGAUCAGACGCCUCGAGAAACAGAUUUACUCCAACACCAAGGCUCAAAAUGAUGAUGCAAACAAUGAAGAACUGAUUGACAUCAACAUGCAGCUGCAGAACCAACUGAACCAGGAGAAGAACGACAUGCAGAUGAAAAGCGAGGAGCUCAACAUCCUCAUCAGGUGUUUUAAAGAUUUCCAGCUGCAGCGGGCAAACAAGCUGGAGCUGCGUAAGCCGCCAGAAGACGUAGGUGUGGUGCGGAGGACCGAGUUCUACUUUGCUCAGGCUCGCUGGUGUUUGACCGAAGAGGACGGACAGCUUGGCAUCGCAGAGCUGGAGCUGCAGAGAUUCAUGUACAGUAAGUUGAACAAGUCUGACGACACAGCCGAGCAUCUUUUGGAGCUCGGGUGGUUCACAAUGAACAACCUGCUUCCAAACGCAGCUUACAAGCGUGUGAGGGUUGUUCUUCGGCCUCAGAGCAACUGCCAGUCAGGACGUCAGUUUGCUUUGCGCAUCUUCAGCAAAGUGCGCCCCCCUGUGGGAGGAAUCUCCGUGAAGGAGCACUUUGAGGUGAACGUGGUGCCGCUCACCAUCCAGCUCAUGUACCAGUUCUUCAAACGAAUGAUGGGGUUUUUCUUCCCGGGGCGAAAUGUUGAAGAGGAAGACGUCACAGAUGAGGAAGACAAGUUUAGAAUGGUCACUACUGCUAUCCCAGUCAAGCCCAGGCCAUCAUCAGAGGACACCAUGGGUCCUAUGGGCCCCAGUAAAAGUAUCACCCAGGGACUGAACCGCACCGCAGGGGUCCGGAGGUCCUUCAGGAAGCCUCCAGAGCAUCCUGUUGAUGACAUUGAUAAGAUGAAGGAGAGAGCUGCUAUGAACAACUCCUUCAUCUACAUUAAGAUUCCCCAAGUGCCUCUGUGUGUCAGCUACAAGGGAGAGAAGAGCAGUGUGGACUGGAAAGACCUGAACCUUGUUCUUCCUUGUUUGGAGUACCACAACAACACAUGGACGUGGCUCGACUUUGCCAUGGCAGUGAAACGCGACAGCCGAAAGGCACUCGUAGCACAGAUGAUAAAGGAGAAGCUGCGUCUGAAACCAGCUUCGGUCGCAGACCUGCGAGGUAAGGUGUCUGAAGGGAAAUCGGACAACAACCAGCAGCAGCAGGAGGAAGACGAGAAGGCUCGACUUCUCAUCGGGCUCAGCACCACAGACAAAAGCUCCGGCAAGAAGAGCAUCUUCAGCCGACGCAAGUGAUCCAUAGCCUCCUUCUGACAGAGGUCCCUCCAGGACCCCUGAACGUCACUCCAGCUUUUUCAGAUCACGAAUAAAGAAAGGAGAAGCAUUUCCAGUAGUUCCACUUUAUCACAUGAGCCUUCUGAACUUGUUUCUGAAACAUCUCUAUGGAUAUCAGCCAUUAUGACCAAUUGUGUGUUUUUGUUAUGUUUAUCAGUAUGCUGUUAUAGCAUUUUCUUCCUCAUUUCAGACUGUGCAGCUCUGGAUAUAAUAAUCACUGUGGUUGUAUUGAAUGUAGCGAGGCAGACUAAUAUCUGUGUUAAUGCGCCUCCUGCUGGCUCAGGAACACGCUGAAGAUCAAAAACUGACCUCGCUAAGCAAACAGAAACCACCACCGGUGCUAACAGCUGUAAAAUCGGUUCUUAAAAAGCUAAAACUAGAUUUACCAGAGUAUGCUUUAACACAUAUGAAAGCUGAUCUGGGCUGCAUGACUGUCACUGACAUGAAGGCCAGGAUAUUUUAUAUUUUACAUGCUUGCAUCACUCAGCCUGCUGUUUUACUGUAACUUACCUCAGUGCAAUUAAUGAACAAAAAACAUCAUGUACCUGAUGGUUCUGUCAAAAAAAAAAAAAAAAGCUGCAGCUGAUAGUGCAUGUUCUGUCAUUUUAACACUAAAGCACUUUUCAUGCAAAAUAUUUGAUAUUUUGUAAUCACAGUUUUGAAUGAGUCAGAUAACUGAUUCUGUUAUUUGUCUUGAACGUUUCAAUUAAAGAGGAACCAAACGGCGA
This is a messenger RNA of Girardinichthys multiradiatus, 7744 nucleotides long. Its product is annotated as protein KIAA0100-like. Lineage: Eukaryota; Metazoa; Chordata; Actinopteri; Cyprinodontiformes; Goodeidae. Bases 234 to 6977 code for a protein of 2247 amino acids. The transcript is spliced from 41 exons. The record is from RefSeq and is a predicted model, not a curated record.